UAAUGGUAAUGUAUGUUAAUAAUAUAAUAUAUAUUUCUUAAAUGAAGAUAAUGUCUUUGUGCUUUUGGAUAAAAUACAGAACCUUCAACGAAUGAUAAGCUACUAAAGGAGUUCCUAUUUUAAAAGCGAAAAACGCUGGUUUAUGCUUUCGACGUUGCUCAAAUCGAUCGGCAAUGAUAAUGCUAUAAUAUACAUAGAUAGCACGUGCCUGGCACAUUGCCGUUUGUAGGACGAUGAAGGAGCAUUUUAUAAAGAUCCCAAGGAGACUUCAAUAGCGUUAAUAUCCUUCGGUGGGUGACAAACGAGGGAACGGCACCGCGGGACGUCCGGCGUCCCGAUGCCACACGACGAAUUAUCUCACCUCCGGUUGAAUAUUUGUGAAAAAUCGCCGAUACCGUGACGACGCGUUACUCCGUUGAUCAACAAAAGACUUCGAUUUCGGAGAGUAAUUAAGGCUAUGAGUUCUUUUCUCGGUCCUUCGUAGUAUGAGUCAAUUCAUAUAUACUGGCAAUAAUAUAUUGACAAAUUUCUUAAUAAUUAACAAUCAAGAAUACAAAUCUGAGAUAAAAGUUUGAGAAUAUUUUUAUUUCAGUUUGAUUAUUUUUUUUUACAGCUCUGACGUAACCAGUUCUACAAUUUAAAUCCAUAUCGAAUCCAGAGUACGAUAACCCGAAUGACUUUGGAUUUUUACGUGUAUAAUCUACAUAUAAAAUACGAUCGUACGGUACAUUAUCAAAAGGUAUAUCAAACUCCGCCCUCCGGAAGAACGCCGCCCCCGACAUGCGCCGAGGUAUCGUCGCCCCUAUCCUGUUUCUCACCUGUAAUCACGCGCGUAAUCUUCCUCGGGGUAGUAAGACUUGGUCUUCCUCGAGGCAUAUACAAACCUAUCGGUUACACACUGCAGUUUAACUCCUUUGAAAUAGUACCAGAAAAUUUCUUAAGUCAGUAUUAAAAAUUGAUUUAAAAUAGAUCGUUCGAAAAUAAGUGAUUGUGAUGUCUGUUUGGGACGUUAUGCAAGACGUGCCAUUAGAUUUGAGUUUUCGCGGAACUGAGAAAAAAAUUAAUUUGACGGAUACUUCGAAAUUUCAGCGACGUUUGCCUUGUCAAACUUGCGGAAAAAAUUUUGAUAGACCGUCUCUCCUGAAGAGACAUUUGCGAACGCAUACAGGUGAAAAACCACAUGGUUGCAAAGUAUGUGGCAAAAUGUUUAGCACCAGUAGUUCUUUAAACACACAUGCAAGAAUACACACUGGAGAACGACCUCACGAGUGUCCUAUUUGUGGAAAACGUUUCACAGCGUCUUCGAACUUAUAUUAUCAUCGUAUGACUCAUUAUAAGGAAAAGCCACAUAAGUGUAACGAAUGUGGCCGUUCAUUUCCAACUCCUGGAGAUCUCAGAGCACAUGGAUAUUCCCAUACCGGAAACUGGCCAAUGAGAUGUCCUGUAUGCAAUCGAGGAUUUUGCAAACCAGGAGCAUUACAUCAUCAUAUGCAGCUACACAACGGCGAUCGGCCCUAUCAGUGCACAGUGUGUGACAAGAAAUUUUCGAUUAUUGGAAAUUUGCGAACACACGAGCGAACACAUCAUUCGCAAUUUUCUAUAGUUAAUUUAAGAGAUUCUCCAAACGUUGAAACUACGAUUUCGAGAGUUGAUAAUGCAAGAUUUGAAUUUUUAAAUACGAACGCACUUCACUUACCUUCUACCAUUUUUCCGUGGACUUCAUGGCUACCCUUGCAAUACUAAUAUGUAGAUUGUAUUUUAUGAUUGGUACGAAAAUGUCUUGCAUAUAAAUUGUAAUUAUAAAGUAAACGUUUAUAUACACAUCAUUUAUAGUAUAAUGAAUUUGUUGGGAAAAGAAUGAAUUAGGUACAACUUGGAUUAAAUGGAAAAGAAAAAAAUGUAUUUAUUUGCAUAUAUUAGCUAAAUAUAUAUAUUUUCGUUUUCACAUAAAUCUUGAUUUUCUUUGAAUUAAUUUCAUUUCAUGAUAGUUUUUAUGUAAACAAAAAAAAAAAAAAAAAAAAAAAAAAAAAAAAAAAUACAAAGUCUGUUUCUUUAAACAAACGUAAAUGUGUAUUUAUACAUGCUACAAUAAUUGUAGCGUAUACCGAUAAAUAGAAACAAAAUAUUUGUAGCAUCUUAGAUGGAAAAGAUCUUUAAUUAGCGCUAAUGUCAUUUACAGUUACUUUUUCUUGACUCAUUUCUAUGUCAUCAAUCGCCGGUUCUACUUGCAUUUCUGUCUCAGAUUCGAUUAAAUAUUUUUCGUUUUCGGUAGAUUCUUUCGGAUCUGGAUCAACAUCCAUCUUCUCAUCAAUUUUAUCCGAUUGUUCUAAUCCUUUUUUUUCAACUUCUUUUGAAUGAGUAUUAUUAUCGCCGGUAUUUGUUUUCGAUACAUCAGCAAUAGUUUCUUUAUUUUCGACAAGCGUGUCAUGAGCUGCGGAUUGUGCAGCCUGUACUUGAGGUGACGUAUCGUGUUUUAAUAUUUCACGUAACGCCAUUGUGGCAUAUGUACUUGCUCCUAAACUCAUUUCUACUAUUAAUGCUUUAUAUUUUCCAUCUGAAAGUAAUCGUAUCGUAACGAAAAAUCGCUAUGAAAAAAAAAGUAGCAUAAAAGUAGAAGUUAAAAAAUAAAUAUACUUUACGUACCAGGAUCAUCUUUCGGAGGAGUAACUUUUUUUAUUUCAUCAAUGUCACUCGAAAUGAGAUCAUCAUGCUUAGCUUUAUAGCGCAUGAUUUUCCAAGAUAAGUCUAAUGGAAUUUGUAAUAUUUUUCUAUAAGCUCCACCCAAACUAUAU
Messenger RNA from Vespa velutina, 2792 nucleotides. RefSeq names its product zinc finger protein 239-like. The coding region runs from base 994 to 1743 and encodes 249 amino acids. The record is from RefSeq and is a predicted model, not a curated record. Gene Ontology annotation, molecular function: DNA-binding transcription factor activity; RNA polymerase II cis-regulatory region sequence-specific DNA binding. Lineage: Eukaryota; Metazoa; Arthropoda; Insecta; Hymenoptera; Vespidae. Gene Ontology annotation, biological process: regulation of transcription by RNA polymerase II. The transcript is spliced from 6 exons.